AUGGAUGUCCUUGUGAACAUCACUGAUUUGACGCCGACGCCAACGACGUCGGCAACUCCAGAUGAGUGUGGACUUGAGCCACAUGACUUUCUGGAGGUCAAGUUCUUCUUGAUAAGUGUGGUUGGCACGUUGAUAGGAUUAUUUGGAUUAUUUGGAAAUGCGACGACUGCCUUGAUUCUGACUAGACCAUCAAUGCGGAAUCCGAAUAAUUUAUUUUUGACAGCACUUGCUGUAUUCGAUUCUUGUCUUUUAAUCACUGCCUUUUUCAUCUAUGCAAUGGAAUACAUCAUCGAAUACACCGCAGCUUUCGAUCUUUAUGUUGCGUGGCUCACUUAUCUCAGAUUCGCCUUUGCCCUGUCCCACAUUUCACAGACUGGAAGUGUCUACAUCACAGUUGCAGUCACAAUAGAACGAUAUCUGGCAGUGUGUCAUCCGAAACGAAGCAAAAUGAUGUGUGGACCAGGCGGUGCUGCAUGGACAAUUCUUGGCGUCACAACAUUCGCCGUUGUUUUUAAUUGCACCAAGUUCUUUGAGCUGCAGGUCACUGUGAAUCCAAGUUGUCCUGAUGGAAGUAAUUGGCAAUCUUAUAUUUUACUUCCUUCAGCCAUGGCAAGCAAUCCUAUUUAUCAGCAGGUUUAUUCACUAUGGGUCACCAAUUUCGUCAUGGUAUUUUUUCCCUUCCUAACACUUCUUCUCUUCAAUGCAAUCAUCGCAUACACUAUCAGACAAAGUCUUGAAAAAUAUGAUUUUCAUAAUCAAAAAAUUUCAAGUCGAAAUGAACUAAAAGAGAAAUCACGGGAAGCAACACUGGUCCUUGUUAUCAUCGUUUUCAUCUUUCUUGGUUGCAAUUUCUGGGGAUUCGUUCUGACUCUUCUGGAGAGAAUAAUGGGUCAGGAGACGUUGAUGGUCGAUCAUCACAUCUUUUAUACUUUCUCAAGAGAAGCAAUCAACUUCUUAGCUAUCAUUAAUUCAUCUAUCAAUUUCGUGAUUUAUCUUUUAUUCGGAAAAGACUUCAGGAAAGAACUAGUGGUCGUGUACGGAUGUGGAAUACGUGGAAUCUCAUUAAGACUACCUGUUCAAGAUAAAUUCGUGAUUUGGAGACAUUGGAAGCGAACGAAAUCUCGAUUAUCAACAAGUGCAACGAAUCGAACACGCCACAAGAUAUCACUUCCACAGACACUUGUAGAACAUGCAAAUCUUGAAGGACUCGAACAAACAAGAUUUCUAGCUCAUCAUGAAGAUGGUCUUCAGACACAAGUGUCACCGAUUCAUGCACUUCGGAAUGGUUCAAUUCCGAAAUUCGAUCCGUUACGUGACUCAAAUUCAAAUGGUAGACCGUGUAAAACAAGCAUAAUCGAUGAUAAUGGGACAGUUGUAUGUACAGUUACAGAAUUCCCCUAA
Molecule: messenger RNA, 1401 nt
Organism: Caenorhabditis remanei
Lineage: Eukaryota; Metazoa; Nematoda; Chromadorea; Rhabditida; Rhabditidae
Exons: 9
Coding region: 1-1401 (466 amino acids)
Biological process (GO): G protein-coupled receptor signaling pathway
Cellular component (GO): membrane
Molecular function (GO): G protein-coupled peptide receptor activity
Source: RefSeq, a predicted model, not a curated record